AAUACGAGUACAUCCAUAAAAUGGCAGCGCUUGAAGGGAGUCGGAGUGAACGGCAGGGUCUGGGAAUUACGAAAAAACAUUACGGCAGAUCCUACGGAAGUCUCCAAAAAUCAAAACAAGAAAUAUAUAUAAAGCAUUCGGUGUCUGAGACUGAUACUCUUCAAGGGAUCGCGUUGAAAUAUGGAGUAACGAUAGAACAAAUUAAAAGAGCCAACAAACUAUUUACAACUGACAGCAUAUUUCUUAGGAAAGUGUUAAAUAUUCCAGUCGGGGAUCAGCCUUUACCUGCGCAUUUACUCGAGAACGCCACUGCAUCGCUUAAUAACGGCAAUGACACAACAGAUACAACUCCCAUUCUCCAGAGUACAAAAGAUGAUUCUGCAUCAGAAAGCGAUAAAGAAGGAAGUGAUGUCAUAGUUGAAUCGGCUAUUGGGGUUACGGUUGAUGCAAAGACUGAUUCUCCAGCUGAGGUGGUUGAUGAGGAACCACGCGAUGAAACUAUGGAUUUUUUUAACAGAAUUGAUCGCCAUUUAAAGGGUCAUGAAAACUGAGUCAAAAGGAUAGAAGAAACUAGUAGUGUAAAAAAAUUGAAGCCUGUUCACCAAGAGUAACACAUCGUGCAGCACAAUACGAUUACAAAUCAAAAUCUAUGCCAGCUUACCAGAGCGAUCAUGUCAUCCCAACAGCAACGUACAGCACUACCAACACCGGGUCACCUAAAAUCUUCUCCAAGGCCAGGAAAUUAUUCGGUGGACGUGAAGGAAAUAAAAAGUUUACAAAAGCAGAUAGUCAAGCCGAAGAUCUUCUGGAAUCUGACCAAACUGGAUUUUAUGAAUUAUAGCAGGAAAAAAGAUAAAAUUAUUUAUGAAAUUACAAGUUGCUUUGAAUGUUGUGUGGCAUUUGGCCAUUCUGUAUCACGGAUUUGUUCAAGUUGUGGCUUGUACGCUGAGCUCUGGAAACUGACAAUCUUAUU
Molecule: messenger RNA, 973 nt
Organism: Saccoglossus kowalevskii
Lineage: Eukaryota; Metazoa; Hemichordata; Enteropneusta; Harrimaniidae
Product: lysM and putative peptidoglycan-binding domain-containing protein 2-like
Source: RefSeq, a predicted model, not a curated record